Strongylocentrotus purpuratus (purple sea urchin) is the source of this 720-nucleotide messenger RNA. RefSeq names its product tubulin-specific chaperone D. Gene Ontology annotation, cellular component: lateral plasma membrane. The transcript has 7 exons. Gene Ontology annotation, biological process: post-chaperonin tubulin folding pathway; bicellular tight junction assembly; adherens junction assembly. Bases 313 to 720 code for a protein of 135 amino acids. The record is from RefSeq and is a predicted model, not a curated record. Gene Ontology annotation, molecular function: GTPase activator activity; beta-tubulin binding. Lineage: Eukaryota; Metazoa; Echinodermata; Echinoidea; Camarodonta; Strongylocentrotidae.
CUGGUAAUCAUUUCAACAUGUAUUUUUGUUUGUUUAGGGAAGACAUCAAGGGACUGAACUGGGCAGCGCCCUCUGACUGUUUUGCCAAGGUAACUCAGCUCCUCAAACUACCAACCUUCCAAGUACCAUGUUCUUCUGGGUUUGACUGUAAGCGUAGGAGGUCUAACAGAGUCACUGGUCAAGCACUCUGCCCAGUCUCUUCUGUCCUUUAUCAAGACGUGCAGCUCGACUGAAGACCUUACUAGAUUCACCGACAACCUUCUCAAGAUAUUCACUGACUAUCAGAAAGUAGACAGAGUUUCUGUACCGUUGAUGAAGAUGAUCAACCCCCUGUUAUCCAGUGGAAGCUUUGAAACCUUCGUAGAAGACCCUAGUCAUCCAUUUCUGCUGAACCUCCUGCAACUGGUCAAGAAGGAGGUGGCCAAGACAGGCGAUGCCCAAAAACUUCUCACAAGCAUAGAAGUGUUCUGUGGUAUGAUUCAGUUUGUUGGUGAACCUAGGAAGAAGAGCCUUACUCAACUCAUGGUAUUCCUCUCUCAUAAGUACCCAAAGAUAAGAGGGACCACUGCUAACACACUCUAUGAGACGUUGAUGGUCUAUGAUGACAUCGUGGAUGAGGAGAAGCAGGAGGAGGUCAUGACGAUACUCAUGGAAAUAAACUGGUCAGUAUCGAUCUUGUUUCCAGAUUGGGAUACUGAGGAGCAGAAUAUCAUCUACUGA